Messenger RNA from Oncorhynchus tshawytscha (Chinook salmon), 3624 nucleotides. RefSeq names its product collagen alpha-2(IX) chain-like. The coding region runs from base 162 to 2237 and encodes 691 amino acids. The transcript is spliced from 32 exons. The record is from RefSeq and is a predicted model, not a curated record. Lineage: Eukaryota; Metazoa; Chordata; Actinopteri; Salmoniformes; Salmonidae.
CUAUUUUUUGUAGGUGGAAUUUUUGGGGCUGCGCACAUCCCCCCUUUGGAUUCCUUACAGUUUCUGUCUCCGGCUUGAAGGAGAGGACAGGGGAGAGGGAGAAAGCGAUAGAAGAGUGGAUUUAGUACUGAAGAGAGAGAGUGGGAGAGGAGAGAGGGAUCAUGUCUGGACUCUCGGCAGUGUUGAAGAGCUGGGUCAUCCUGCAGACUCUGUGCCUGGCUCUGGCCCAAGUGAACGGUCCUCCAGGACCUCAAGGCAAUCCCGGUCCGCCCGGUCCCUCUGGCACCCCCGGGUCUGAUGGCAUUGAUGGGGAAAAAGGACCUCCUGGGCCUUCUGGCCCACCAGGGUUGAAGGGGGACCCAGGUGAGCCUGGUCCAGAUGGACCUCCCGGAGAGAACGGCAUCGACGGUUUGAUGGGACCAAAGGGAGACGGCGGCCCUAUUGGGAACCCUGGACCUAAAGGCCAGCCUGGACCUGGUGGUGAACCUGGACCCACUGGACCCGGACUGCCUGGACUGGCUGGAGCCCCAGGCCCAAUCGGCCUUCCCGGUGAGAUUGGACAGACUGGACCUACGGGCAUAUUGGGAGAACCUGGACCUCCAGGAAUUCCAGGACCCCCAGGAAAACCAGGUCCUCCGGGGAAGUUCUUGGGAGGAGAGGAGGGCAGUGCAGACUUCCAGUGUCCAAUCAACUGCCCAGCAGGGCCUAAGGGUCCCCAGGGUCUGCAGGGGGUCAAGGGACACAAAGGUCGUGCUGGUGUGCUGGGAGAGCCAGGCAGCAUUGGGAAACUGGGUACGAAGGGAGAGGUCGGCAUCUCUGGUGAGCAGGGAAUCCCAGGACCCCCGGGUCCUAUGGGAUUGAGGGGUUACCCAGGAAUGAUGGGCCCCAAGGCAGAGGCGGGCCCUCGUGGUUACAAGGGCAUCAAUGGACCAGUUGGCCAACCUGGACCCCCAGGUGAGGAGGGACCUCAGGGACCACCUGGAGAGGCUGGGGAGAAAGGAGAUUUAGGUGGUCGAGGUAUCAAGGGCCCACAAGGAGCUGUUGGCAAGAAGGGAGAGAACGGUCUGCCUGGUAUCGAUGGAAAGGAUGGCACUCCUGGCAUCCCUGGAAUCAAGGGUGCCCCAGGGCAGGCUGGGAGGCCUGGUGGUCCCGGUCACCAGGGAACAGCAGGUUUGCCUGGCAGCCCCGGAACCAAGGGUGGACCUGGAGGCAAGGGAGAGCCUGGUCCCAGAGGUCAUGUCGGAAUGUCUGGUGCCCCAGGACCUCAGGGUGAGCCUGGUCUUCCUGGUGAAGCUGGUAUGGAGGGCGUUCCUGGACCUAAGGGUGACAGAGGCCAGAGGGGAGCUGUAGGGCCACAGGGUAUUGUCGGCAAGGCUGGCAACAAGGGUAUGAGAGGGCCUAUGGGUGUCCCAGGGGCUCAAGGCAUCUCAGGAACCAAGGGAGACAAGGGAUUCCAAGGAAAAGUUGGGGCGAAGGGAGACUUUGGUGAUCCUGGUGUAGAAGGCUUGGCUGGAGAGAAAGGAGAGAAGGGUUUGGGUGGUGAGCCUGGACCCAAAGGACAGCAAGGAGUGAGGGGAGAGACAGGGUUCAAUGGCCCCACAGGAGACUCAGGCAAACCAGGAGACCAGGGACCAGGAGGACUGCCUGGGCCUCGCGGACUCAAUGGGGAGAGAGGAGUUCCAGGCAUGCCAGGCAUUGUGGGGGCAGCAGGACGGGAUGCAUCAGACCAGCACAUCAUUGAGGUGGUUCUGAAGAUGCUGCAAGAGCGUCUGGCGGCUGUAGCGGUGAGCGCUAAGCGUGCCGUACUGGGUGGAGCCGGUGUCAUGGGUCCCCCUGGUCCUCCUGGACCCCCAGGAGCUCCCGGGGCUCAGGGCCCACACGGCCUCACCGGCGCCCGCGGCAUCCCUGGCAUGUUUGGAGCCUCCGGACAGAUCGGCAACACGGGACUGAAAGGAAAGAGAGGAGCGAAGGGAGACAGAGGAGAUCCUGGUAAACCACAUGCUGGCCAGCCAGGACCCCCGGGAAUAACAGGUCCCUCUGGUAUUGACGGAGUGGCUCGAAACGGUAAGCCUGGUGAGCGAGGCCCCCAGGGCUCGGCAGGAGAGGCUGGCCGUCCUGGUAAGGCGGGCCCCACUGGUCUUCCAGGGUUCUGUGAGGCUGCAGCCUGCCUAGCUGCCUCGGCCUACACCUCCCCCAGACUACAGGACUCCGCCAGGGUCAAGGGCCCAGGAGUCUAACCUGAGACCUCUCCAUCAAGAGCCCCACAACACCAGGGAGAAAGAGAGACAGAAGAGAGAGAAGCAGGGAUAGAGGAGAGAGAGAGAGAACUCUUCUUUAUUGGAUCCCAACGAGAGCGAGGAGUUGGGGAAAUACUAUCAUGACUGACAUUGCCCCUCUGACCCCUAAACUGACAACCUUUAGUUGAACUGUUUGGAGACUGUUUGCAACAUACACCAUGCCCAUCUACAUUAAAUCACCCUGAGGACAGCCACUCACAGCCAAUAACACCCCUCUGAAAUUACAAUCUCUGGUUCGGGAUUGGCUUUUUUCAGUGUCAGUCACAUCCAACUGCCUCACCCCCAACCACAGAGGGAAAUAGAAUGAUGCUGCGUUCAAAGCAACUGGGUGCUCAGAACUCUGAAAUCUCAGACUUCCAACUUUAGUGCGUUCAAGACAUCUGGGAACUCAUAAAAAAACGAGCUCAGACUGGAAAAAAUAGUUUUGAAGGGUCAUCCAACUCGGAAUUCCAACUCGGAAUUCUAAGGCCUCUUUCUUGAGGUUCAACUUUCCAACCUGAAGAUCACUGACGCCAUGAUUUUUUUCGGGUUCCCAGUUGUCUUGAAUGUGUCAUGGGAGAAACGUAGUGACAUCAGAAUCAUAUCCAGUGAUGUCAUUGAUAAUGUCAUCAGCAGCAGCCGUAGUCCCUGGACUGGGAGGACUAGAGAUAGACUUUGUGUCUAAUGAUUGGUGCUUUUUUAUUUUAUAUACCGUGGUCACUUUAAAUGCUAUUGUUUAAUACCUGAAAUAGACAUUUUUAAAUAUGUUUUGAAGCAGAAAAGGCAAGUAUAUGACCCACUCCACCCGCCACCAAACAACAAGUGGCUAACAAGUGUACACAAAAGUACCAAUAAAAGAUUAGGAUCAAAAUCCACGCUCCAUACUGUACCUUUGUAAGAUGUAUUGCUAAAAUCCUCGCCUAUAUGCUCGAGUGAAAUAGUGAAAUGCUCGAGUGAAUUAUCUCACAUGUACAUUGCCGCCCCUUUCUACCUUUGCCUCAUUUUAGAAAACAUGUUUUCUUUAGCCUUGAUCUCUUCCUCUAGUUGACUGGCAACAGCACAUCCUGAUGGGUACUCCCAUCUACUUCCCAUAAGUCAGUGCUGUACAACUUUGUAAAUGUUUGUCUUACUAUAAUCAAUCUUUCUAUGCCACUGUCAACGAACUUCCACAGAGUCAAUCAAUGUCAUCAUUCUAAUAACAACUAGGACAUGUUAUUUUCAUUAACAGAAACUAUUUAUUGUUCUUUAUAUGAUUCAUCUGUAAAGACGUGUAAUUUCUUUUUUUCCCCUGGUUGUCCAGGUCAACCAAUUCCAAAACAAUACAAAAUAAAGUUUUGUAAAACCUGAA